UUUGUCGCCACUACUCCACUAAUAAACUCUAAAACAUAUAUAAACGUAUUGAACGUAUAAUAGGCUAUAAUAUAAUAAUAAUAAUAAUAAUACAGUAGUUGUGAUGUAUAUAAUGGUAUAUGUUUUAUACAAAUGGUUUUCUAGUUAUUAUUAUUAACUGUUAUGUUGUUUGUGUUUUCUCUCUCUCGUAAAGUGUAUCACCGUUUGUGUGACCAUUGAUUUGAUAUACAAUAAGCGUUUGUAUUAAUAAAUUGUAAUCAAAUAUACAGUAUAUAUAUAUCUCUCUGUGUUUUUUGAGUGAUCGUACAUAACGUGUGAUAUCAGUCUAUCAUAUCGUUUAUAACAUCAUUAAUGUGUCGAUUGUUUUCAUUACAGCAAUCAGUGUCCAAACAAUUGCCUCAUUUUAUUAAUAUAUAACUGUUUUGUGAUUUAUAUGAAUACAUUUGAAUCGACUAUUUUAUUAUAUCCUAAAUAAACACCACACAAAUGACUGAAGACAUGACUGUUUGUGAAAACACGUCAAACGAUACGCCAAAUAUGAAUCAAGAGUCGGGACAGUCCAACACCAGUGACAAUAAUAUUGUGACCAAUUCUGGAAACUGGAGUACAAAUACAAAUAAGUGUAUCAACGAUAACAACGACACAAAUCCAAGUAAUGCUACCAUUAAUAUCAAUGUCAAUCACUUUGAAGACCAGUUGACUAAUCCGGACGAUGCGCUCCAACCCAUCGAUAGAUUGGAAAAGUACUGCAUGUCUGACAUCAUAUUUCACAGACAAGUGGUGGCCAGAAGUAUCAUUGAAACUCUCAAUGAUAUCGACACUAAUGAUAUUACAAGAGUUAUGGGUGUCAUCUCCCGGUUAGCCGUUGAUACAGAGCCCAGCAUUAGAGCUGAAAUGGUGGAACAAUUGCCUCAAAUAUGUAUAUAUCUUUGCAGUCAAUCGCAUAAUAUAACAAACUCUGUGGCCAUUAAUAUAUUGCCAAUUAUGCAACGGCUUCUCACCGACACUAAUAGUCAUGUUAGAAAAAUGACACAAAGCGCGUUUGUGAUGCUAUUGGAGCAAAAUAUUAUUGAAAUAUGUUUUAUUGAAGAGCAUAUUUGUCCACUAUUGGUACAAUUGACUGAUUUUUCAAAUAUGGAUGACUACCGCAUGGAAGCCGUCGGUAUGAUGGGCAAAAUGGUUAGAUUUUUAGGCAAAGAUUCAACUGAAAAGUUAUUACUGCAAACAUUUACCCGUUUGUGUUUGGACGCCAGUUUCCACGUGCGCCGCAUAUGUGCCUCAAAUUUUGGUGAAAUUUGCUCUAUUGUUGGCCAGAUUGUAACCGAAGAGAUUCUGUUGCCUCGAUUUCGGAGUCUAUGUCAGGACAGCAUUUGGGGCGUCAGGAAGAGUUGCGCCGAUUUCUUUGUUCCCGUUGCCAUCACUGUAUCAAAUAAGACACGAAAAGAUAUAUUAUCACCAUUGUUUGUCAAUUUACUCAACGAUCAGUCCCGUUGGGUAAAGACAUCUGCCUUUCAAUCGUUGGGUCCAUUUAUCUCUACAUUUGCCGAUCCAACAAAAACCGGUCUCUAUUAUUCAGAUAAUGGUAUUGUAGUCAUUGAAGAUCAUACAAGCAAUGAUAGUGGUUUAGGUAGUAAUGGAUCGACUGCUAACUCGCCCACAGAUAUUGAUGUAGAAGAUGUUGAGGAGACUAUUUGCGAUGAGAUGAGCAACUUAUUGAUACCGGUUGACAAUAAGCAGAGUGAAAAUCCAGAGUUUAAUGAUUUAUUUUACUGGAAAACUCCUAUUUCAACAUUUCCUGAACUCGAAGUUCAAUCAUUGGAUAGCAUAGAGUGUAGGGAUGAGUUGUCGACAGAAAGCAGUGAACAAAUUGGCGAUUCAUCGACUCUGUCGGCACAAUCGGUUGAGAAAGAUGUUUCAAAAGAAAUAGUAAAAAUAGGAACCAAUUUAAGUGAUGACCAAAAAGCUAUACCAAAUCUAUUUGAAAAUAAAGAUCAAAACAAAUAUAUGCUAUAUAAUAGUUACGACAGGAGUGCCUGGACUGAGUAUAAUAGACCAAAUUAUACCUCAAACGAUAUAAUGUGUGUCCGGGAACCGCUAUUAAAUUAUGUAAUGGAAGGUCCAACAGAGCUCAUGUCGUUUUCAUUUGAAGACUCAAUGGCGAUGGGUUCCGGAUAUAUGUUUCCAUACCGGAGACCACCGCCAUCUCAAGAUAUCAUUCCCAACGAUCUUUUGGAACACUACUUAUCGAUGACGAAUCCAAUACAUUAUCAAACAGUUGAUCCCGAUUUGUGCCAUCACUGUGCUUAUAGUCUUCCAGCAGUGGCUUUGACUUUGGGUCGUAAAAAUUGGUUGUGUCUGAGAGAAACUUAUGAACUUUUAGCCGCAGAAAUGCAAGUAAAAGUGCGCUGGACUUUGGCAUCCAGUUUGCAUCAAAUGUCACUAAUAUUAGGUUCAGAAUUGACUACAAGAGAUUUGUUGCCAAUUUUCUUGAGUUUUAUGAAGGAUUUAGAUGAAGUGCGGUUCGGAAUUCUUCAAAAUUUAGCACAAUUUCUUAAAUUAUUACUUAGACCACAACAACAGGGAAUACUUCCAAAAUUAGCCGAUUUUUUAAAAAUGGAUAAUAAUAGAAACUGGAGAUUUAGGUGUACAUUAGCCGUUCAAAUCAUGGAUUUAACUGAUAUAUAUUCAGCCAAUGAAAUUAAAGAAUAUUUAUUACCAAUUGGUUUGGUAUUACUCAAUGAUAAAGUAUCUGAAGUGAGGAUAGCAGCCAUACGUUUGGUAUCAGUUUUAAUGAAACAAAUCUUUGAGUCGAGUCUCUACGACUCGUCCAUUGCUGGCGAUAAUAGAUUAGACAUUAUUUGGGAACUUAACACACAGUUUGCUGACUCCACCAAAUGGGUCCAAAGACAGACAUAUAUUUUAGUUUGCCAACAAUUGAUUCAAAAUGAGUCGAUUUCCGUACAAUUAUUUAUUGACAAAAUGCUCGACCAUUUGCUCAAUUUGUCCGCCGAUAACGUACCAAAUAUUAGAUUAGUUUUAGCCCGAACUAUAGUCAACACGUUGUGGCCAAUCGCUCAACUUAGAUCUCAUUUGAAAGUUCAACAAACUUUAGAGGAAUUGCAAUCAGAUAAGGAUAAAGAUGUGCGCCAACACUCACUUGUUAUGUCUGUCCAACCAGACUACGACACUAUUAAUAAUGACAAUUAAAAAACAACUGCAGUGAUUGCUAGUCGAGGAACUGGUGAUACGCUCUGUCGAUAUGCCAUAAACUGUGUUUUAUUAAUAUAUAGUUAAUUUAAAAAGAGCUCAAUUGAGUUUAUAAGCUUAUAUUUAUAUAUA
Molecule: messenger RNA, 3339 nt
Organism: Oppia nitens
Lineage: Eukaryota; Metazoa; Arthropoda; Arachnida; Sarcoptiformes; Oppiidae
Product: serine/threonine-protein phosphatase 4 regulatory subunit 1-like
Exons: 11
Coding region: 487-3207 (906 amino acids)
Biological process (GO): protein dephosphorylation
Molecular function (GO): protein phosphatase regulator activity
Source: RefSeq, a predicted model, not a curated record